AUGCCCCGCCGUCGGCGCUCGAGUAUGGUCUCGCAUUCGCCGAGUUGCAGCCUCUCCGAAGACGAAAGCCAGACCAUUUUCCGGAAGGGACGGCCAUUGAUCGCGAUAAACGGCUCGCCCCUCCCGCAAACCGUGCUGUUGGCCGAGAAAUCGGGGGAUGCGCCGCAAGUGCAGAUGAUCCGGAACGGGCACACGGCCGCCCUUCUUCAGCAUUCCCCUCCAAAUCAUUCCGCGAUGAGCUUGAAACGGCGAAAUUGCAAUCGAUGCAAUUGUCAGGCGGAGCUGAUUCUGGACGACAAUCGACCGCUGGUCGACCGAUUCGCCGAUGACACUUCGAUGCUGGGAUUUCGCUAUCUGCAUUCCAGAUACAAGACUUGGUUUAGGUGGGUUAUCGAUAAAAAAAUAAUUUUUUUUUGCCAAUUUUGUCUAAAAAUGCAAUAAAAAUCAAUUUUAUUCAGGAUAUUAUGGUCGAUUUUAUUGAUUUUCUUCUUUGCCCUCACAAUAUAUCAGGUCGCCGAACGGUGCUCGUAUUAUUUCAUUAUCAAUCCACUUAUCACUACCAGAUUCUACAACACUCCAGCUGAAGUCGAAUUCCCAAAAAUUGUGAUUUGCAAUAAAAUGCAGAUAAAGUAAGUUGAGAUGGCAGAAGCAACAAGUAGGCACGCGUGGAGGGUAAAAGUUUCUAUAAAAAAUCAAGUUUUUCUUUGCAAAGUUUGCAUCAAUGUGUCAAAGAAAAGUUUUCUUUGUCCGGUCUCCACAUUUUCCAUACUCUUUCGCUCACAAACAUUUUUGAAUUUCUUGGCUUUCUUUGCAAAGUGCAAGCUCAAAUUUUGAGGAAUUGAUACGUUUUCGAGGUCCGACUUCUAUGUAAAUUUUGAGGAAAAUCUAAGCGUCGCAGUUCGAACGCUUUACUUAUUAGCUAUCUCUUGAAACCCUGUGGAUUUUAGGUUUUAUUCAUUCAUUUUUUGAAUUUUUUCACUUUUCAAUUGCGUAUUAAAACGACAUCCUUUCUUUACGCGUAUUUUACAACCUCUCCUCAAAAAGAUUAUGUUUUACCCAAAGAAAAAUUCGAAAACAUACAAAAAGACGUUCUUAUUUUAACCUUUGCUUCCUUAUUGCCUCGUAAACAUCGUUUGCUCUCGAAUUAAAACUAUUUAGAGCUUAAAAGCGUCAUCAAAACAAAUUCUCAGCAUUUUUGAAUUUCCCUGAUAAAGUUUGGACAAAAUGAUAAGUUCAAAAAUAAUGUCGUAUUUUACCCUCAUCCAAUUUUUUCAGAGCCUCAAAAGUCGCCGAAGUGAAUCCCCGUCUUCUUAGCGCUCUCUCCGAAAGUUUCGACGAUGAGCAGCGCUACACAACCAACGACACGAUCCGUCAUAUGCUAACCGACUUCAACGCCAUUAAUUCCUUUGAAUUUUUCGUCAAUACAAAACAAAAUGUGGAAGAUUUAUUUGUCGGGUGUCAAUUUGGAAAGGGAAAAAAUUGCGUCGACAAUGUGAAGCCGAUUCUGACGCCGAAUGGGCUUUGUUUUCUGGUGGAUAUGGACACGACGGUGCGAAGGCCGGGUCCAGAGAGCACUCUGCAAUUGUUGCUCAAUUUGGAGAUCUACGAGAGUGUGCCGGGCUGGGUUACAGAGCCGGGAGUGGUGUUGUCCAUGUUCGAUGCGAAUAUCCCGUUCGUUAACCAUUUUCAGGAGGGAAUGCAUUUGGAACCGGGGAAGGCGGUGACCAUCCCAAUCAAUGACAUUCGAAGGGUAAGGGGGGUUAAGAAAUACAGUGGGGGCCUGAUCCAGUAACAAAAAAUGUACCAUUUUGCAUCCGGGAAGCGCAUCAAAAAUGUGGCAAAAUGCUUCCCUCUCCAAGUCAAAAAACUUCGUUUUGAAGGAGUUUUUUCCUCACAAAAAGAGCGGGCGCGCUUUUGAAAUCCGAGUUCUUUCACUUGGGAAGGGAGAUAUUUUGCCACAUUUUUUGAUGCUUCCUGGAUGCAAAAUGGUACGUUUUUUGCCAUUGAAAAUCAUUUCGCAGUUGUACUCAUCGUAUUUUAAAAAGGAAACUUCUUUUUCCGCUCAAAACUCGCAAAAAAUUUUAGCUUCUUUCUCUGUAUUUUUCACUCUUUUUCAUCAGAAAAGAUCGUUGGAUAUCUCGGCUGCCUUUACAAAUUGCAAGCUAAGAUUUUUAAUAAAUUAUUUGUGGCCGAAAUGGUUUAAACAGACAAAAUCUGAUAAAGAUCUAAGCGAUAAAUUUUUAGUUGUUUCUCAUUUUAACUCUAUUGUUCCCAAAAACAUACAAUUUCCCAACUCUUGACUGAACUCCCAGCCAUUUAUUUCAGCUCCAACGCCACUCAUCCCAAUGCGGUUCCGACGCCAAACUUCAGGACAUCUUCGCUCCCAAGGACUACUCCAAAAGCGCUUGUCAAUGGUUGGCCAAGAUCAAGGACGUGCGGGAUCGCUGCAAAUGCGAGCCCAUUCUAUCGCCGAGGAAUCGUGACAUGUUCCAGAAUACCACAGGCAACAAGAAAAUUUCGGAUUCAGAAGAGCCGAAGAGGGUGGCGAAUGGGAGAAAAGGGCAUACAGAAUACCCCAUUUGCACUAUCGCUGAAGAAGUUUUUUGCGUUCAAAAUGUGCUGGUAAGGGAUUUGGAAUAGUUUGGUCGAUGUUUAAGGCGCCACUCAAGCUAUGGAGAGUCUUGUCGCAAAAUUAAAUUUGAAUUUUCCAAGGCCUAUGCGAUAUUUUUAACGUCAGAGGACACGCUGACAUUAUAUACGAAAAUUUACAAAGUCAUCGCCUUGCGCCUUAUGCAUUUUUACUCACAAAGGAAGUACCCCAAAUGUGACGCUCAGAUUUUUUUUUUUUGCACACACGUCGGUCAUGAACCAAGGAUCAAUUCCUGAAAGUUUUAGCUCGCGCUUUGCGGGCGCCGCCGAGAUAUCGAACGAUUUUUGCCGCCGAGAGAGCACGCUAAACGCGGAGGGCGGUCAGAGAGAAAAACACUUUUUGUCCAUAACUUUACUAGUUUCGUGCGUUAAAAAUUGAUUUUUUGUGGCAACAUUACCCUCUACGGUAGAAAUAGGCAUGACACUUUUCGUGCCAAAAUUCGGCAAAAAGUGUCAAAUUUUCGUCAACUUUCGAUCUAAAAAUAUCGGUUUUCCUGCAAAGCGCGAGCUAGGAUUUUCGCAUAUAUUUUCGAAAAAAUUAUUCUAAACUUGUGCCAAGUUUCAUCAAAAUCUGAGCGUCGCACUUGGAGUACUUUCCCUGUCAGUUGAGAGCUAUUGUCAUCAAAAUUUAUAUUUUUAACGCCUAUUUUAUUUAUCUUCAGGAAGAACCAUUGAGCCCAAAAACCCAAAAAUUCUUAUUGAGCUGCAUCAACGACUGUGACGAAGUUUCAUUUACGACAAUCGUCUUUGGAAACGAUCUACAUUCCUCGGACAUUUCGCAUUACUUGCCCGGGGAUUGGGAGGACGAAAAGGAGAAAAGAUUGGCCCAUUUUCAAGUAGGCUUAAUAUGAAAUAAAAAUAACCAAAAAAAACUUCAGUUAGCCCUUGAGAACCUUCCAAAAAACCGAAUCUCCCUUGUCCGCCAUAUCCAAGAGAUCGCGGACGACGCAAAACAUUUCCUCAACGAAUCGAUGAGAAUAUUCGGGAUUAAAAAAGAGUCCGGCGAUGAGGUUUUUCCAUGCUUCAAGACCGACGGAGGUCUUUAUAACGACGGAGUUUACGCAUUUCAUCGACAGGAAACUUUGUGGAAUGGAUUGAAUGAGUAAGUUGGAGAGAGUACACAAAAGUUGGAGAGCGGGCAGAGCGAAAAAAGUUUUUUGGCGAUAUUUCUGCCAAUUUUGCUUCAAACCAAAAAUUUAAGAUAUGAUUUUUAAUGAAAUAAUAUAAAUUUUUACUGAAUUUCAUGAAAAUAUGAGUGUUUCAUUUCGAAAAUUUCCUUGUAGAAAAUUUGAAAAUUAUCUCACUUCUUUUCUGCUCGUAUUUUACAAUUUUUUCUCUUUUCCAGAUUCCUGGAAACCGAAUUCCCCAAGCAUUUCGGGAAAGUCCUCAAACUCUUCAACCUCGAAAUCGACCAACAUCUCCGUCUCCGCGAUGACUAUGACUCCUCCGAGAAGUCCGAAGAAACAUAUCUCACCAUGUCCACCGAGUCUUUGUACGAUCUACGGGUAUUUGAGAACCAGGUGACUGCCCGAGGCGCAAUUUCGGGGCUGGAUUCGAUACAACCGACCGAGCGGUUGGCUGUCAAUCGACAUUUAUUGGGAUUCUUGCGUAAAUUGCAAGAGUGCGUGAUCAAAAUUCAAUUUAAUCCGCCGGAACAAGCGAGGAAUCUGACAAAACCUUGUCGGAAAGUGAGUUGAUGAUUGUUUUGGGAAAUGUAAAAUACGGGGUAGUUAAGUGAGGCAAAACAAUUUUAAUUUAAAUCAUCAAAAUCAUCAAAAUAAAAGAAAAAACUAACAGGGGAAGUACUCCAAGUGCGACGCUCAGAUUUACUUUAAAAUUUGCACACACGUCGGGUAUGGACUAAAUCUCAGUUCCUGAAAGUUUUAGCUCGCGCUUUGCGGGCGCCGCCGAGAUAUCAAACGAUUUUUGCCGCCGAGAGAGCACGCUAAACGUGGAGAACCGUCAGAGAGAAAAACGCUUUUUGGCCAUAACUUUGGCAGUUUCGUGCGGAAAAAUUUGAUUUUUUGUAGAAACAUGAUCCUUUACGAUUGAAAUAGGCACGAAACUUUUCGUGCCGAAAUUCGACAAAAAGUUCUAAAUUUUCGCCGACUUUCGAUUUAAAAAUCUCGGUUGUUUCUGCAAAGCGCGAGCUAGGAUCCUCGCAUAUAGCUUAGAAAAAAUCGUUCUAAAUUUGUGCCAAAUUUCAUCAAAAUCUGAGCGUCGCACUUGGAGUACUGUAAGUUUCAAGAAUUCAAAAAAAUCCGGAGAUUUUUAGAUUGCACUUUACAGAAAUAUGUUAUUUUUAAAAUAGUUUUUGGUAAGAAUACUCCAAAAAAAUUCGACAAAAAGCUUUGUGUUAGGCAGAUUUUUUGGACAUAAUCAAAAAAAAAUUAAAUAAAAAAAAACUUUUUUGUAAAAUACGAUACACGACAUUUCAACUUUCAGAUGAUGAUGUCAUAUCACACAGUCCUCUACAACGCUCGGACUGUCUCCAAAACAGUGUCCAGCGAAGCCCUAAAGGACUUUGACACGGGUAUAAAAGGGCUGACCGCUGUUCUGCGGAAGUUGAAAUACGAUAUUGCGGGGAGUAUUUUUACCAUAAAUAACUACAACGUAGAUUUGAGAACGUUCCGGAGAUUGUAUAAGUAAGUGAAUUUUGAAUUUUUAGAACUUUAAAUUUAGGGGUUUUACAGUGCAAAAUAGUCUUUUUUGAUGAUUACUGAAGGUAAAAAAUGACCACACAGUGCGAUAGGAGUUGUCAAAAUUUCUUGCAUUGUGUAUAAAAAUUAUGAAUUUCUAUUUUUUUGUAUUCCAAAAUUUUAAUUUUUUGAAAAUCUAUUGCACUGUGCAGUUCGAAAUAAAAAAUUUUUGCACAGUGCAGAAAUUUCAACAGAAAGAAGAUUGCACAGUGCGCGCUGUCGCCAAGAAUAAAAUUGUUUUUGCACUGUGCAUCUUUUCGCCGGAACCUCGAUUGCACAGUGCAAUGAUGUUUUCAAUUCGCACCGUGCAAAAAAAUGAAGACUUUUUUCGCACAGUGCAGAUUUUUAAAAUUCAUUUUUUCAGACCUACUCAUUGAAAAAUUGUAAAAUACGCAUUAGCUUCUUUCUUUUUUCAGAGAAGGGGGCAAAGGGAACGAGCUGUUGGUGGAAUUGCUUCGAUUCCGAAAGUUUAUUCAAUCCGGCGCUGUGGACGAGAUCAAAAAGUUCGUUGAGUCCGUUGAAGAGGCCGUUGAAGCAAGGGAUUCUGUGCUGAAGGAGUUGGAUAUGACACCGAAAAAUGCUUCAGUUCAACCGAUGAAAUUUGCGCAAGAAACCGCCAAAUGUAUGGCAAAAAUGGUGGAGGAAAUUGAAGUGAUUAGGGUAAGUUGGCAAAAACUUUAUUUUGAAGAAGAAUUUAUUUGAAUAUAGUGUUUAUAACUCAAUAAUUUGCUGUCUUUUAUAUACAUCUCAAAGCCUUUCGUAUCUUCAGAAAAGUCCAAUGAUCCGCGCCGAGCUAAUGUCCCGCAUAAUUCACGCGGUUACCGUAGCCCAGUCCUACUCACCUGGCCCCGAAUAUGAUCGGUAUGAUAUAUUACAUAUAUUAAUCCAUUUCCAUACAUUUAAGCUUAUUAUUUAACAAAAAUUUUUAAAGUUUAAUUUCUCUAAUUGCCCUAUUUUCAGAGUGAAUCUCCUCUUUUUGAAGAUUUAUUUCGCCCAUUUCAAAGAGGAGAUGAUUACACAAGAGCGUUCGUAUAACGUAUUCUUAUUGCUGGCCGAGAUCGGAGGUACCAUCGGAUUGUAUGUGGGCGCGGCCUUACUGAGUGUCGCCGAGACCGUCGUCUUCUUCUUUGAGAAGCACACACUCAAACAACCAAUGACCAAACGACCGCCGGCAUGA
Messenger RNA from Bursaphelenchus xylophilus (pine wood nematode), 6525 nucleotides. NCBI's taxonomy places the organism in Eukaryota, Metazoa, Nematoda, Chromadorea, Rhabditida, Aphelenchoididae. The record is from the annotation of a GenBank genome assembly.